AAUUCCUCAAAGAUUUCCACUCUCUAUAUCAUACAUCAUAUAUAUAUGCGUCUCAUUCAUUCGCGUCUAAUCGAGAUUUAGGGUUUUACAUUCGCCCAAACUUCAGCAUUCUCUAUCGCGCGGCGUUUUUUGUAUUUCUAGGGUUUUCACUUCGUCUAUCGUAUUAUGGCCGGAAAAACCGUCUUAACAGACGAUGAAGAGGAGCUGGAAGUUGAGGAAGAGGAUAGGGACGAAGAACCGGAAGGCGAUGCCGUUGAUCCCGAAGAUCGUGAUGAGGACGAUGAUGAAGAAGAGGAAGAAGGAGAUGAUGAGUACGAGAAAGAUGGUUUCAUAGUGGAUGAUGUUGAUGAAGAUGAUCAAGAUGGAGAGGAGGAUAGGGCGGAUAGUGAUGAGGAGAGGAAAAGGAAGAAAAAACGGAAGAAAAGAGAGUCAGAGAAGAACUAUGUUCUUGAUGAAGAUGAUUAUGAGCUUCUUGAAGAUAAUGUUGGCUUUCGACGUCCAAAAGCUGAGAGUAAAAAGUUUAAACGGCUAAAGAAAGCGAGGGACGAUGCUGACGAAGGGCCAUCUAUAUUUUCUGAUGAAGAUGAUUACGAGGGAACUGAAAAGGGUAUUGAGCGUAGUUUAUUCGAUGACGAUGGGGGUCAACGUUAUAAUGAUAUUGAUGGAGAUGAUCAACCUGAAGAUGGAGAAGCUCGUGAGAUUGGUGGAGAUGAUGAUAACAUGUCUGACUUCAUUGUUAGCGAAGAUGAUGUAGAUGAACAUGGAGAAAUAAUAAGGAGGAGGACGAAGGUUAAAAAAAAGUCUAGGCAUGCCCCUGGAGUUUCCUCUAGUGCAAUGCAGGAGGCUUAUGACAUAUUUGGUGAUGUGGAUGAGUUCUUGAAGCAACGCAAAGAAGGGCUAGAAAGGAGCAAUAGGUAUGAUGAAAAUGGUGAAUGGAGGGAAAGGAGGCUAGAAGAUGAAUUUGAACCAAUUAUUCUUUCUGAGAAGUACAUGACUGAAGACGAUGGUCGUAUCCGGGAUAUAGAUAUUCCUGAAAGAAUGCAGAUCUCUGAACAAAGCACUGGUGCGCCACCAACGGAUGAAAUGAGUAUAGAUGAUGAGGGCAACUGGAUUUUCAAUCAACUCGGGCAUGAGCUGGGAGUACUUAAAAGAGACAUUAUUAGUUUUUUGGAACUUAGGCAUCUGCAGAAAUUAGAUGUGCCGUUUAUUGCUAUGUAUCGGAAGGAGAAGUGCAGGAGUCUUUUUAUGGAUGUAGAGUUACAAACUGACGAGGCGAAUAAAAAUAGCUCUGAGAAGAAACCCACAAUUAGAUGGCACAGGUUACUUUGGGACAUUUUGGAGUUAGACAGGAAGUGGUUAUUGCUUCAGAAACGGAAAAGUGCUCUAGAGCUUUACUAUAACAAGCGAUUUGAAGAAGAACGAAGCAUAUACGAUGAAAGCCGCCUUCAUUUGAAUCAGAUACUGUUUGAUUCAAUAACAAAGUCCCUCAAAGUUGCUGAGUCAGAAAGAGAAAUCGAUGAUGUUGAUUUAAAAUUUAAUCUGCAUUUCCCCCCUGGUGAUACUGGUGUGGAUGAAGGACAGUUCAAGAGACCCAAGAGGAAAUCCCAGUAUAGCUUUUGCAGCAAAGCUGGACUAUGGGAGGCUGCUAGCAAGUUUGGCUAUAGCUCUGAAGAGUUUGGAUUGCUGAUUUCUCUUGAACAAAUGAGGACGGCUGAACUGGAAGAUGCAAAGGAAACACCAGAAGAGGUGGCAUCAAGAUUUACAUGUGCAAUGUUUGCAGAUCCUCAGGCUGUCCUCAGAGGCGCUAGGCAUAUGGCGGCAGUUGAAAUUAGCUGUGAGCCGUGCGUUAGGAGACAUGUUCGUAGCAUCUUCAUGGAUAAUGCGGUGGUGUCGACUAGUCCUACUGCUGAUGGCAAUUUGUCCAUAGAUUCACAUCAUCAAUUUGCAGGGAUCAAGUGGUUGAAGGACAAGCCUUUGACAAGAUUUGAUGAUGCACAAUGGCUUCUUAUUCAAAAGGCUGAAGAGGAGAAGCUUAUCCAAGUGUCCCUAAAGCUUCCAGCAUCUAUCCACAAGAAAUUAUUUGAUGAUGCUCAUGAAUACUAUCUUAGUGAUGGAGUUAGCAAAUCAGCUCAAUUGUGGAAUGAACAAAGAAAACAGAUAAUAAAAGACGCAUUUGAUGGUUUGCUUUUACCAUCUAUGGCAAAAGAGGCAAGGGCCUUGCUGACCAGUAGAGCCAAAAGCUGGUUACUCAAGGAAUAUGGAAGACUGUUAUGGGACAAAGUAUCUGUAGCACCUUAUCAGAAGAAGGAACGUGAUGGCCAUUUCUCCUAUGAUUAUGAAGAUGCUCCAAGAGUUAUGGCAUGCUGUUGGGGUCCAGGGAAUCCCGCAACAACAUUUGUGAUGUUGGAUUCACAUGGGGAGGUCCUUGAUGUGCUUUAUGCUGGUUCUAUUAACUUGCGUGGUCAAAGUGCUAAUGAUCAGCAACGGAGAGAUAACGAUCGAGAACGGCUCACGAAGUUUUUGACGGAUCAUCAACCUAGCGUUGUUGCUCUCGGAGCUGUAAAUUUGUCCUGUCCUAAGCUCUCGGAGGAUAUUUAUGGGAUCUUUAGCGAUAUAGUGAAUGAUACCCCAUCAGUGGUCAGAAGUGAAAUGGAUACUUUGGAUGUUGUCUAUGCUGACGAGACACUCCCACACUUGUAUGAAAAUUCUCGUAUAUCAUCUGAUCAACUUCAACCACAACCUGGCAUUGUUAAGCGUGCUGUGGCCCUUGGGCGGUACCUUCAAAAUCCAUUAGCAAUGGUUGCUACCUUAUGUGGACCAGCAAAGGAGAUCUUAUCGUGGAAACUUAGCCCUUUAGAAAGCUUCCUGACUCCAGAUGAAAAGUAUGGCAUGGUUGAGCAAGUUAUGAUAGAUGCCACUAACCAAGUCGGCCUUGAUGUAAAUUUAGCCAUAAGCCACGAAUGGUUAUUUGCUCCUCUACAGUUCAUUUCCGGUCUUGGGCCUCGAAAAGCAGCCUUUCUACAAAGGUCCUUGGUUAGGGCUGGUUCGAUAUAUGUUCGUAAGGACCUGUUGACCCAUGGUCUUGGCAAAAAGGUGUUUGUAAAUGCAGUUGGGUUCUUACGUGUUCGUCGAAGUGGAAACGCUGCUAGCAGUAGUCAAUUCAUUGACUUAUUGGAUGAUACCAGAAUUCAUCCGGAAUCAUACUCCCUUGCACAAGAGUUGGCUAAAGAUAUGUACACUCAUGAUGCAGGAGAUGAUGUACAAGAGGAUGAGGAUAUGCUUGAAAUGGCGAUAGAGCAUGUGAGAGAAAACCCAAUUUCAUUGAAGGGACUCCAGAUUGAUGCAUAUGCAAGAGAUAAGAAACGCGAGAAUAUAAAAGACACUCUUUAUCAUAUACAAUUGGAGUUGAUACAAGGUUUUCAAGACUGGCGAAGACCGUAUGUUGCACCAAAUAAAGACGAAGCGUUUUAUAUGCUUUCUGGGGAGACUGAAGAAACACUUUCUGAGGGCAAAAUCGUUCAAGUGACUGUUCGUAGGGUUCAACCUGAGAGAGCUGUAUGUUAUCUUGAGUCAGGGUUGACUGGUAUGCUUAGUAAAGAAGACUACAGUGAUGACCGUAGGGACAUCGAUUUGACUGAGAGGUUGAAUGAAGGUGAUAUUUUAACUUGUAAAAUAAAAGCAAUUGAUACAAAUCGGCCAAAGGUGUUCUUGAGUUGUAGAGGCAAUGAUGUAAGGACCAACCGUUCUCAAAACUUUAGAACCAUGGAUCCUUAUUACCAUGAAGACCGUGACAAUUCAGAAAUUGACAAAGAAAAAGCUCGUAAAGCUAAAGAGUUGGCAAAGAAGCAUUUUAAGUCAAGAAUGAUUGUUCACCCACACUUCAAAAAUAUUACAGCUGAUGAAGCAAUGGAGAUGCUGUCUGACAAGGAACCUGGUGCGAGUAUUGUUCGUCCUAGUUCUCGUGGGACCUCAUACUUGACUUUGACACUCAAAAUCUAUGAGGGUGUUUACGCCCACAAAGAUAUUAUUGAAGGUGGAAAGGAAAACAAGGACUUUACAAGUGUUUUGUGCCUCGGUAAAACGUUAAAAAUAGGAGAAGAUGUAUUUGAAGAUCUAGACGAGGUAAUGGAUCGUUAUGUUGAUCCAUUAGUAACUCACUUAAAGACAAUGCUGGCUUACCGCAAGUUUAGAGAUGGAGGGAAAGCCGAAGUUGAUGAGAGUUUAAGGAAAGAAAAAAUUGAAAAUCCAUCAAGAAUUGUUUACUCUUUUGGAAUAUCUCAUGAACAUCCAGGCACAUUUAUUUUAACAUACAUAAGAAGUUCGAAUCCACAUCAUGAGUAUGUUGGAUUGUAUCCAAAGGGUUUCAAAUUCCGCAAGAAGAUGUUUGAGGAAAUUGACAGGCUUGUGUCUUAUUUUCAAAGACACAUUGAUGAUCCACAUGAUGUGGGGCCUUCUAUUAGGUCUGUUGCUGCCAUGGUGCCAAUGCGCAGCCCAGCAGCUGGUGGUUCUAGUGGCUAUGGUGGUGGUUCAAAUAGCAACGGUGGUGGCUAUAGAGGCUCCUCUGGAGAUCGUGAAAGGACAUCCACUCCAAGCUUUAGAAGUGGUAGAAGUGAUUACAGGAAUGGUGGUAGUCACGAUGCACAUCCAAGUGGUCUGCCGAGACCUUACCGUGGACGGGGCAGAGGACGCGGGUCAUACAACCACCGAGGAAGUGAGGGUGGAAAUGGAAGGUCUAGAGAUGUGGAAGAUGAGUGGGGCAGUAGUGCUGGGUGGGCCAGUGGGUGGUAGCCUAGAUUUGCAUCUACAAUUUGGCUUAAACUGGAACAUUGUAUUUACUAAAUAACAAUAUUUUUUGUUCCUUUGUACCACAAUAAUUUAGAUUUGAAAUUUUGUUCUGGCUUGAA
Molecule: messenger RNA, 4904 nt
Organism: Erigeron canadensis
Lineage: Eukaryota; Viridiplantae; Streptophyta; Magnoliopsida; Asterales; Asteraceae
Product: transcription elongation factor SPT6 homolog
Exons: 17
Coding region: 166-4788 (1540 amino acids)
Biological process (GO): mRNA transcription by RNA polymerase II; nucleosome organization; transcription elongation by RNA polymerase II
Cellular component (GO): transcription elongation factor complex
Molecular function (GO): histone binding; nucleic acid binding; nucleosome binding
Source: RefSeq, a predicted model, not a curated record